Messenger RNA from Girardinichthys multiradiatus, 1043 nucleotides. RefSeq names its product retinol binding protein 4, like (gene rbp4l). Bases 142 to 732 code for a protein of 196 amino acids. NCBI's taxonomy places the organism in Eukaryota, Metazoa, Chordata, Actinopteri, Cyprinodontiformes, Goodeidae. The record is from RefSeq and is a predicted model, not a curated record. Gene Ontology annotation, molecular function: retinol transmembrane transporter activity; retinoid binding. The transcript has 5 exons.
AAGCAAUGAAAAUCAGCCAUAAGCUUGUCUGCUGGGCAGGUAUAUAAAGGCAGCCACGACCUUAGGACACGAUCUACUGCAGAACAACCACAUCCAGAACUUUGAUUUUUAAUCACUGCUGCUACUUUGAUCCCAAACAGAAUGGGAUCCUCUAAGCUGGCCCUGCUGCUGGUCUUUGUUUCCUGCAUUGAACGCAGUCUUUCUGCCUCCUGCAUCGUAGACAGUUUCUCAGUCAAGGAAGACUUCGACCCCAAGAGAUAUUCUGGGAAGUGGUAUGCACUGCAGAAGAAAGACCCAGAGGGACUGUUCCUGCAGGACAACAUCUCAGCCGAGUACACCAUUGAUGAUGAUGGCUCCAUGACUGCCUCUUCCAGGGGACGGGUCACUUUGUUUGGCUUCUGGGUUGUCUGUGCUGACAUGGCGGCUCAGUACUCUGUACCCGACCCCACAUCCCCUGGCAAGAUGUUUAUGAACUACCAGGGCCUGGCAAGCUACCUCUCAAGUGGAGGUGACAACUACUGGGUGAUCGACACUGACUAUGACAACUAUGCCAUCACCUAUGCCUGCCGUUCUCUAAAAGAUGAUGGCACCUGCGAAGAUGGCUACGCCCUUGUGUUCUCCAGAAACCCCCGUGGCCUGCCUCCAGCAAUCCAGCGCGCCGUCCGUCAGAAGCAAGAGGAAAUCUGCAUGGCCGGACAGUUCCAGCCGGUUCUGCAGUCUGGGGCCUGCUAAACAGAUUCAAAGAAAGAGAACAGGAGAGGAGAAGCAUGUGCCAGUUAGAUGCACUCUUUGUGAUUUGAGGGCAAACAGAUGAAAAAAUCUGAGAGCAAGCGUGUGUGAGACAAGAUUUACCUGAGAGAGUGAUGGAGUUGAAAAUUUCAAAGAGAUCGACAGGAGAAGAAGAUUUAUCUUCUUCUGACUUUAAUACAUUUUCCUUAAACCUCCUUCGCAUGUGCAUGUAUUGUAAAUAAAAGGAAAACGCUACGUUUCAGUAAGGUAUUUGAGUGAAUGUGACCGAAAAUAAAAACUUUUUUCUACACAAA